CAGAACAAAAGUAUAAACAAAGGUUACAAGUGUCUUCAUGGUCUUCAUUCCUUUCAGAAUCGCUUAACGAGGAAAAAAUUUAGGCAUUUGUUAAAACAAAUAAAAAAGUAUUGUGAUAAAACUAUUGUGAUAAGACGAGAUUAACGAUGGAUACAAAGGAUUCGCGUUCUAAAAUUUUCAUCAAUCCAGAGUUCAAAAAGGCACACAUCAAUCCUAACUUCCUGACAAAGAACCUUCCGUUGCCAGCACCCACCGAAGCAAAAUUUGCGGCUACUGCCAUGCCUAGCAUUCAUUUUAAUCCUGCAUUUCUAGAAAAAUUGAGCUUGCAGAGACAUCAUGGACAAAACGUUUCACAGGAAAAGGCACCACCUGUAAUAUCUCAUCAAUCAAAUCCAAUAAUCAAACACACCCAACGAAAAAUUGUGCGGGCUUCUGCGGCUCCUCCCACGACGGGGGUACUACGCACCACCCCUCUGGUUGCUCCACUGGUAAAAGUAAGCCGGAAUAAACUAGUUCGGUCAGUUGCUACUCCAAUAGCUCCCACCGUCGCUGUCCAGCCAAUCAAAUCAGUAGAAGCACGAAUAGUCCAGAAACGUUUCAAAUUGAUAAACGGAGGUAGUAAGCAAUUGUACAAGUUAGAUCGACGACCAGUUCCGGCUCUUCGAACAGCUAUGAAACCGAACAAAUCUUCCAUACGAAGGUUUUCACUGGUAAGGAGCAACUCGAUUAGUCCACAGAAGGUAAUCGUUACCGACCGGAGGCUUUUGAAAUUGAGCCGUAAUAAAUCUCCAUUGAAGGGUGUAGCUGGCGGAACGUCCCGAAAUGUUGCGUUUAGUUCCCAGAACAAAAAGUUGGUGAUGAUAAAUAUAAACGGAGUUCUUUAUCGUUCGUCAUCUAAUAAGUUGCAAGUGUCUACAACACGGCCUGCAAUCAACACAUCGCCUUUCAAGUUACCGACCACUCAGAAUGACAGCAGACAGCGUUUCCUAUCGAUACGUGGCACUAGGUUUAUGCUGGAUCCAAGUGGAACCAAGUUAAGGAAAAUACAUUCGGCAGAGUUCGAUCAACCACAUCCAGCAAAACUGCGUCGUAUCGACAUUGGUGGGCUGACAUACAUGCCGAAAACGGACGGAACUUUUGUACGGACAGAAACUCAUAGGACCAGAUCAUAUCUGAGCUCUACUAAACAAAAAAGCAUCCAAAUGUUGACGAGUAACAAACGGAAAUGUAAUAUUCCUUGUCCUAUUUAUCGUCGUUUAGGAAAAUGCACUGCGUUUUCUCGAGGAAAGUGUCCAAAAUUGCAUGACAAGAAUCAAAUAAUAAUUUGUUCCAAAUUCCUCAAAGGCGAGUGUUCCAACAAUGAAUGCCUUCUGUCACACAACGUGUCACUGGAAAAGAUGCCGGUUUGCCACUUCUUUUUGGAGGGUCGUUGUACGAAAAAUGAUUGUCCAUAUUUGCACAAGAAAGUCAGUGAAAAGGAACGCAUUUGUGAGGAAUUCCUGAAAGGCUAUUGUUCACUUGCCGACAAGUGCAUGAAACGCCAUGAGUUCAUUUGUCCUGAACUGGUUCGGCUAGGAGUAUGUGAUCGAACCAACUGUCCUUAUCCCCAUAGUCGCAGAAGCGACAAGAAAAAGCUAUUCGUUGCUAUCGACAAGAAAGAGGACUCCAUUAAAACUAUUCCAGUGCAAACAGAACACCGUGCUCUACCCGUUUCCUCACAACGGUACUACAUUCACAAUGCUCCUGAACACAUCUCAGAAGACGAGUCAAAACUAUCCCAAGCCCAGACAGCACAACUCAGAGGCAUGCUUUCGAAAGUUGAGAAGAUGAAGCAAGGGCAUCUUGACGAUCCGGAUACGGCUCAACAGGAUGCGCUCACCAGGAAGAACGAUGAAGAAAUUGAUAUUAGCAGUUGCGAUGAGGACGAUGACAGUGGAAAUGAGGGCUCGGGACCACCGAUUCUGAGAAGACCACAGUUAGGAGCUCUACCCUCGUAUAUUCCGCUUUAGAUUCACAAUUGUUAAAACUACUUUGCUUGAUAUUGUUUACAGAAUGUAAUUAAAAUUUGACUCCAAUGAUUAUCUUCCGGUCAGAGAGGUCGACAGAUAACUUUUAUGUUUCUAUCAGAUUCGUUUAAAGGAUAUUCUACAUAUAAGCUAGAACAUUUUAGUCAUAUUGUAGAUAAUUAAGUUUUUUAAUUCGGCCUGCAGUUAGUGUGUUUUUCUCAGAUAUAUAAUUGGCAUUCACUUAAUCAAAAUGUAAAAUACGUUAAAAAUUCAUCAUAUAAUGAAGAGAGACAAAUUGAAAAAGUA
This is a messenger RNA of Armigeres subalbatus, 2312 nucleotides long. It is a transcript of the gene ZC3H3, whose product is annotated as zinc finger CCCH domain-containing protein 3. Gene Ontology annotation, molecular function: metal ion binding. Bases 147 to 2009 code for a protein of 620 amino acids. The transcript has 5 exons. The record is from RefSeq and is a predicted model, not a curated record. Lineage: Eukaryota; Metazoa; Arthropoda; Insecta; Diptera; Culicidae. Gene Ontology annotation, cellular component: nucleus.